Messenger RNA from Photinus pyralis (common eastern firefly), 471 nucleotides. Its product is annotated as importin-7-like. The coding region runs from base 1 to 456 and encodes 151 amino acids. The transcript has 2 exons. NCBI's taxonomy places the organism in Eukaryota, Metazoa, Arthropoda, Insecta, Coleoptera, Lampyridae. The record is from RefSeq and is a predicted model, not a curated record.
AUGCAAAUCACAGCGAAUAUCACAGACGACGAUGAGGAAGAUAGUGAUUCCGACUCAGAUUAUGAACCCAAUGAGGAAACCGCAUUGGAAACUUAUACCACUCCUCUCGACGAAGAUAAUUGCGAAAUUGAUGAAUAUUUUGUGUUUAAAGAAGUCAUGCAAAGACUACAAAGUACAGAACCAGAAUGGUAUCAAGCUUUAACCAAUAACCUUACGGAACAACAGAGUAAGGCUCUUAUGGAAAUUAGUUUAUUAGCUGAUCAACGAAAGGCGGCACGCGAAAGUAAAAAGAUUGAACAACAAGGAGGUUUGUACUUUCGUUAUAUUCCGAGGCUAUUCCCUAAUCUAAUGCACCUGUAUUGUAAUUACCGGUGUGUCUUGAUAAUUAGGGACAGAUUACAUUUACCACAGUACGGCUUAAUGGUGAAAAUACCAUUAAGAUAUGUCGUUUGGUAGUACAACUUUUGUUUA